ACAGGCAGUCUAUCUGCGGAGCGUCAAUCGCUAGCUAGCGAUAGCGCGCGGGUGGCUCUGGGGUGCACUUGUUUUUAUUCCUGCUCCUGAUCAAGACGUGGAUUCUCUGUUCUCUCUUAAUUCCGCAGCAGUACACAAGAAUAUAAAAUUGAAAAUAUGGCAAGCAGAGACAAGGCCACGAAUCAGCUGGAGGAUUUUAAGGCUCAGGUUAAAGAAAAGAACAGACUGACCACAUCGACAGGAUGUCCAAUCGACAACAAGUUGGCCACCAUGACGGCCGGAGCACGCGGGCCGGUGCUCCUCCAAGAUUUUGUCUUCACCGACGAGAUGGCCCACUUCGGUCGUGAGCGUAUCCCAGAAAGGGUCGUCCACGCCAAAGGAGCAGGUGCUUUUGGUUACUUUGAGACAACACAUGACAUCUCUAAGUACUGCAAAGCUGCUCCGUUUGAAUCUAUCGGAAAGAAGACACCUGUCGCCGUACGAUUCUCCACCGUCGGUGGUGAGUCCGGAUCAGCUGAUACUGCUCGUGAUCCUCGUGGCUUUGCUGUUAAAUUCUACUCGGAGGACGGCAAUUGGGAUCUCGUCGGGAACAACACCCCAAUUUUCUUCAUCCGUGAUCCCAUGUUCUUCCCAAGUUUCAUCCACACACAGAAGAGGAACCCUGUCACUCAUCUCAAGGUUUGUAAAAUUCAGUGUUUGGUGUUAGUGUUUGGUGUAUAG
Messenger RNA from Lytechinus pictus (painted urchin), 720 nucleotides. Its product is annotated as catalase-like. NCBI's taxonomy places the organism in Eukaryota, Metazoa, Echinodermata, Echinoidea, Temnopleuroida, Toxopneustidae. The transcript is spliced from 4 exons. The record is from RefSeq and is a predicted model, not a curated record. Gene Ontology annotation, cellular component: peroxisome; mitochondrion; cytoplasm. Gene Ontology annotation, molecular function: catalase activity; heme binding. Gene Ontology annotation, biological process: response to hydrogen peroxide; hydrogen peroxide catabolic process. The coding region runs from base 157 to 720 and encodes 187 amino acids.